Colius striatus (speckled mousebird) is the source of this 1709-nucleotide messenger RNA. It is a transcript of the gene SSTR4, whose product is annotated as somatostatin receptor 4. The record is from RefSeq and is a predicted model, not a curated record. Gene Ontology annotation, biological process: neuropeptide signaling pathway; cellular response to glucocorticoid stimulus. Gene Ontology annotation, cellular component: membrane; neuron projection. NCBI's taxonomy places the organism in Eukaryota, Metazoa, Chordata, Aves, Coliiformes, Coliidae. The transcript has a single exon. Gene Ontology annotation, molecular function: somatostatin receptor activity; neuropeptide binding. The coding region runs from base 1 to 1248 and encodes 415 amino acids.
AUGAGCGCUGACGCCGAGCAGGUCCCGGCGGGGGCCCAGGCUGCCGGUGCACCCCUCUGGACCGUAUCCAGCUGGGCCGCCUCCGAGCUGCCCCCCAACAGCAGCGCGGCGGGGGAGGCCGGCCGGCAGCAGGGGCAGGCGGAGUGGGGCGGCAAGGCGGGCGAGAUCGCGGGCAUGGUGGUCAUCCAGUGCAUCUACGCCCUGGUGUGCCUGCUGGGGCUGCUGGGCAACUCCCUGGUCAUCUUCGUCAUCCUGCGCUACGCCAAGAUGAAGACGGCCACCAACAUCUACCUGCUCAACCUGGCCAUCGCCGACGAGCUCUUCAUGCUCAGCAUCCCCUUCGUGGCCACGUCGGCCGCUCUGCACCACUGGCCCUUCGGCCGGGCCCUGUGCCGCACCGUGCUGGGAGUCGACGGCCUCAACAUGUUCACCAGCGUCUUCUGCCUGACCGUGCUCAGCCUGGACCGCUACAUCGCCGUGGUGCACCCGCUGCGGGCGGCCACCUACCGCCGGCCCCGGGUGGCCAAGAUGGUCAACGGGGGCGUGUGGCUCCUCUCCUUGCUGGUGGCUUCGCCCAUCCCCAUCUUCGCCGGCACGGCGGCCACCCGCGACGGCCAAGCCGUGGCCUGCAACCUCCUGUGGCCCAGCCCGGCCUGGUCGGCGGCUUUCGUGGUCUACACCACCCUGUUGGGCUUCUUGCUGCCGGUGCUGGCCAUGGGGCUGUGCUACCUGCUGAUCGUGGGCAAGAUGCGGGCGGUGGCGCAGCGGGUGGGCUGGCAGCAGCGCCGGCGCUCCGAGGGCAAGCUGACGCGCCUGGUGCUGAUGGUGGUGGCCAUGUUCGUGGUGUGCUGGAUGCCCUUCUACGUGGUGCAGCUGGUCAACCUCCUGCUGCCCGGCCGCCUGGACGCCACGGUCAACAACGCCUCCCUCAUCCUCAGCUACUCCAACAGCUGCGCCAACCCCAUCCUCUACGGCUUCCUCUCCGAGAACUUCCGCCACUCCUUCCACGGCGUGCUGCGCCGCUGCCUCGACGCCAGCCUCUGCUGCUGCCACGCCGGCCACGGCGCCGCCCGCGGCGACGAGGAGGAGGAGGAGGAGGAAGAGCCCCUCGACUACUGCGCCGCCCCGCGCGGGGACGACAAGGGCAAGGGCUGCAUGUGCCCGCCCCUGCCCUGCCAGCAGGAACCCGUGCACCCCGAGCCCUGCUGCAAGCCCGGACCCCUCCUCACAAAGACCACUACGUUCUAGGGUGGGCACAGGGCGCCGCGGCCGCGGAGGGGACGAGCCCGGAGCCUCACCCGUGCUCUGCAGUUCCACAAAAUAAAAAGCCAUAAGAGUGGCCCGUGACACAGUUCAUUACAUGGACCGACUAAUUAUUGCCGUUCCCUUCGGCGCCGAGGAGCCUCAGCGCAGCUCAGGGGCGGUGAGCAGCUUCCAGGUGCGGUGGAGAACAGUGAGUGGCCAUGGGGCACGUGCCCCUCUGGCAUCAGGAAACACACACUCGCCCCGUUCCUACCCAAAACGUGCUCUGAAGGACGGGGAAAAGUCCUAAAGGCCACGGGCCCCCUAUGCCUAUAGCAGUGAGGAGGCACCGCAGCGGACUUCCACAGCAGCCCCGCGGGGUGCUGAGAGCAAUUCGACCCCUUUGGGUUCCUCUCAUGUCAAAAAAAAACAAAGAGGGUUUGAGAGCAACCAAAAUCAGAGCUCGA